This is a messenger RNA of Sceloporus undulatus (fence lizard), 2637 nucleotides long. RefSeq names its product BRISC and BRCA1 A complex member 2 (gene BABAM2). Lineage: Eukaryota; Metazoa; Chordata; Lepidosauria; Squamata; Phrynosomatidae. The record is from RefSeq and is a predicted model, not a curated record. Gene Ontology annotation, biological process: double-strand break repair. The coding region runs from base 157 to 1365 and encodes 402 amino acids. Gene Ontology annotation, cellular component: BRCA1-A complex; BRISC complex. The transcript is spliced from 12 exons.
CUUAUCAUCCUGUUACGACGACUAUUAAAGCAGCAUUAUUCUUUAAAACAGUGGCAAGAACCAUGUGGCUGUUGGACUGCAACUCCCAACAGCCUUAACCAGAAGUGCCAAAGAUGAGGAAUACUGUGAAUUGCAGUACAACACCUUGGAGGCAGCAUGAAUCACACUCGAGCUUCAAAGGAUUCCUGGACUGAGUACAACAUACAAAUUAAUAUGUCCCCUGAAAUUGCCUUGAAUAAAAUCUCUCCAGCACUUUCUCCUUUGAUUUCCAGUGUGGUCAGAAAUGGAAAAGUAGGACUGGAUGCAACUAACUCUUUAAGGAUUACAGAUUUGAAAUCUGGCUGUACAUCCUUGACUCUUGGGCCCAGCUGUGAUCGCUUUAAAUUGCAUAUUCCAUAUGCUGGAGAAACGCUGAAAUGGGAUAUAAUUUUUAAUGCCCACUAUCCAGAAUUGCCACCUGACUUUAUCUUUGGAGAGGAUGCAGAAUUCCUUCCUGAUCCAUCAGCCUUGCAUAACCUAGCCUCUUGGAAUCCUUCAAAUCCUGAAUGCCUCCUGCUUGUUGUAAAAGAACUUGUGCAGCAGUAUCACCAGUUCCAAUGUGGCAGACUACGUGAGAGUUCUCGUCUCAUGUUUGAAUAUCAAACAUUACUUGAGGAACCGCAAUAUGGAGAGAACAUGGAAAUUUACGCAGGGAAAAAGAACAACUGGACAGGUGAAUUCUCAGCUCGGUUCCUUCUAAAAUUGCCAGUAGACUUCAGCAACAUCCCCACUUACCUCCUCAAGGAUGCAAGUGAAGACCCUGGAGAAGAUGUUGCUCUUCUGUCAGUCAGCUUUGAGGAUACAGAAGCUACUCAGGUUUUUCCCAAAUUGUAUUUGUCACCACGAAUUGAACAUGCACUUGGAGGAUCUUCUGCCCUUCAUAUCCCUGCUUUUCCAGGUGGUGGCUGCCUCAUUGAUUAUGUGCCCCAAGUAUGCCAGCUGUUAACCAACAAGGUGCAGUAUGUUAUUCAGGGUUACCAUAAGAGAAGAGAAUAUAUUGCAGCCUUUCUUAGUCAUUUUGGAACCGGUGUGGUAGAAUAUGAUGCUGAAGGUUUUACAAAGCUCACCUUGUUGCUGAUGUGGAAAGAUUUUUGCUUCCUUGUUCACAUUGACCUGCCACUGUACUUUCCUCGGGACCAGCCAACGUUAACAUUUCAAUCUGUCUAUCACUUCACUAACAGUGGAGAGCUGUAUUCCCAAGCUCAGAAAAACUACCCCUACAGUCCACGGUGGGAUGGCAAUGAGAUGGCCAAGAGAGCAAAGGCUUAUUUCAAAACAUUCAUCCCUCAGUUCCAGGAGGCAGCCUUUGCCAAUGGAAAGCUCUAAAGGGAAACAAAGGACAACCUUAUCCUGAGAUGAUACCAAACGAAUUCUUACAUCCACAUGCUUGUCAACAGACUGCAAGAAGACUUCCUGGAAGCAAUUGGGCUUCAGUCUCUGUUGCUGUUUUGUUUUUCUGGUGUGUGUGUGUGAAUGAAUAUAUUUGGAUGGGGGCAUUCAAUAGUGUUAUAGCGGGGGUUGCUUCUGUAGUGUCAUUCUGUUCACCAACUGAACUCACUGUGUACAUAUGAUGAGGACCGUGAGUGACUUAAAACAUGUUUUCUUUUCCUGAAUUUUCUGUACGUAAACAUAUUUUCUAUUUCCCCUGCUUCACAGAAAUUUAAAAAGGAAAGAAUGGAUGUAGAUUUGCCCACUGGUGUCCCUUUAUUUGUACAAUCUUUUCUGUGUCAGUGUUUAGAGUUCUUCUGUGAAUUUUUGUCAUCCAUUUAAAAAUACCCAUAAAACAAUGGCUACAUUGGACAAAACAUUGCCAUGUUAAUGUAUUUUCAGUUACCUGUAUGCCCAUAUGAGUCCAAAAGAGUACAACCAAAUUAACGUUUUAUUGCCACAGCAGCAGGCCUGGUGGUACAGUGUUCCAGUAUCUCUGAUUGGCAGAUCCCUUUUAGUAGAAUUACUUCAUAUUCUUGUUGUUAGCUGUUUUCCAAUUCUCUACAAAUAUUUAGUUCUCAUCCAGUUUUUUAGCAAGAAAUGUCUCUUAUUUGAACACAUAUUGUCUAAAAACCAGCAGUGUGAAUUAUGAUGCAGCAGUGUUUCUACCCAACUUUACAAUUCUGAUGAAAAACAUAAAUAUCACUGUUGAAACAGGUUCAUAACUUCAAAAAAUGUACUAGUCCCUUUAUUAAUAGAUACUAUAUAGUUGUUCAACAUACAACCUGCUGUUUAGAGGACUUUACGAGAAAACAUAAGUGGAUGUUUCAUUCUUUCUAAUACAGAAAUAGUACAUUCAGCGUCAGAACCAUUAUUUUUCCUUUCCUGUGAUACAUUUAGGCAAGGCACUUGUCUCUGACUAGCAGUGGCGUAACUUCCCCUAUUUUGUAAAUAGCUCACGGUGCUUUCCAGCAGGGAAUGAAAUGUAUUUCUAUUCCAAAUAACAUUUGAAAACAUACCUUGGUUCUGCUAUGAUUUAAGGAAUUAAAUGUAAUAACUGCUACUGUAAUACUCAACCUAUAGUUGUCUAAUAUCAUUAUAAGUAGACUUUACUGAUAUGUAGUGAUCUUUUUUGUUUUCCUCAACUAUAAAACUUGAGUAUUUAUAUUA